This is a messenger RNA of Aplosporella prunicola CBS 121167, 1407 nucleotides long. RefSeq lists its product as uncharacterized. Lineage: Eukaryota; Fungi; Ascomycota; Dothideomycetes; Botryosphaeriales; Aplosporellaceae. The record is from RefSeq and is a predicted model, not a curated record. Gene Ontology annotation, biological process: transcription by RNA polymerase I. The transcript has 3 exons. Bases 41 to 1228 code for a protein of 395 amino acids.
CGCGCGUUCUGAAUUGUCCAAUCGCACCACACAAUUCACGAUGGCGAAAGUAAAGACGACGCGCGUGCCUUUGCCAGGCGAGAAUCCGAAAAAGGCCCCCAAGGUCGACGAGACAGCGCGCAAAAACACGAAACCCGUUUCUGGAGAAGUUAUUGUCGAAAGCGACGAUGCCUCGGAUAGCGACAGCAGCAGUGGACGUAGCGCUGGCUCCACCAGCGACACCGAGAAGCAAAAGAACACGAGGAAGCCGAAUGUGAAGAAGGUCAAAAAGACGGAGGUCGCGAGCCCGUCCGUGCCGAGCGACGAGAGUAGCGAAGAGGAGAGCGGGAGCGAAGAGAGUGAGAGCGGCAGCGACAGUAGUAGCGAAAGUGGCAGCGAAGAUUCCAGCAGUGAGAGCGAAAGCUCGGAAGACGAGAAAGCUACAUCACAAGCUCCUGCUGCUGCUGCAAGGGUACAUACUACGCAACUCCGUCCUGCGAAAGCAUUCGAACCGCCUCCUGGCUUCAAGGCCACCGAUUUCCGCCCUAAUCCCUCUUCCAAUCUCUCCAAAAUAUUGUCGUCCAACCUUGAAAACAAGCAACUAUGGCACAUCACCGCACCGUCUACUGUUCCCAUCAAGCAGAUAAAGGAAUUCGCACGUGGAAAGGCUAUGGGCAAGGAAACCGUAAUACAGCAUGGUGGAGUAGACUAUGGGUUUGUUCCACAGGAGAAGGAAACGCAAGUCGCGACGAGGCUCAUGAUACCCACCGACCAAGGCUACGUAGCUGUUCCAAGCGAUUUCGCAGAGACACUCCACCUGCAGGAAAUCAUCCACCUUCCCAACCUUUCCAACAAACAAUCCGACCCGGCGCGUGGCUCAGAUGCCGCUGCAAGCUUCACUGUACCUGCUGCGAAGCCCAUUAGACAACAACCAAAGGGCCUGCGCAUGCGUUACAGGCCGUAUGGAGCUGUUGACACAGAGGCUGGAGUUAUUGGAUCGUCGGACAGUGAAGGGGAUGAGUCGCUUCAAAUCCGUCCAAAGAGGAAGCACGAGGGUAUUGACGGCACAGAGGCAGCGGCUAAGAAAGCCAAGAAGGACAAAAAGCACAGGAGCAAAGAGGCAGAAGCUCCAAGCACGGGAGAUGCCAUGGAGAUAGACAGCGAGGUGCCCAAGGGCUCAAACGAUUCGGAAAAGAAGAAAAAGAAGAAGGACAAGGAGAAGAAGGAGAAGAAGGAGAAGAAGAAAUAGCUGUACUGUACAGUGAGCGUGUGUGAGAGUGUUGAUGGCUCUGGACGGAUCGUAUACCCGUCAAAGCGUACAGGCGUCUGCAUUGGUUUUAAAAUGGUUGCUUUCGGCAGUGAAAGGGCGUAGGCAGUGGGCGUCAAUCGAGAUAAAUAGCUAUUGCUGCACAAUGACAUUGAAUGGCC